Messenger RNA from Morus notabilis, 985 nucleotides. Its product is annotated as coiled-coil domain-containing protein 12. Bases 141 to 593 code for a protein of 150 amino acids. The transcript is spliced from 5 exons. NCBI's taxonomy places the organism in Eukaryota, Viridiplantae, Streptophyta, Magnoliopsida, Rosales, Moraceae. Gene Ontology annotation, cellular component: post-mRNA release spliceosomal complex; U2-type spliceosomal complex. The record is from RefSeq and is a predicted model, not a curated record.
UUGUUGUGAUUAGAUUUAUUUGCUGUAAAUCGGCCACACUAGGUAGGAGACAUAGUCAAGUGAGGAUUCUUCCUCUAAACCACCUAAAAACGUACUACCGUCAACUCUUAAAAGGAGACCUGAGUUCAUCUUGGUGAGCGAUGGCUACUGAAGAUGAUUCAAUUGACCAAGCUGUUGCAGCACGUCGUGAGAGGCUGAAAGCUCUAAAAGCUGCACAAGGACUGUUGAACACCCCGGAUGAGGAUUCUGUGCAAGUUGAGGAUAAGAAAAAUAAUGACAAUGAUUCUAGGGAAGAAACGAAUCCUAACAUGAAAUUUCGAAAUUAUGUUCCUCAUGAUGAGCAUCUUCAAGAGGGAAAGGUUGCUCCUCCAGUUCUACCAAAGUUCGAAGACCCUGUUGCAGCAAUGCCUCCACCAUCAGGGAAGGAAGAGGAUCCAUUCGUAAAUAUAGCUCCUAAGAAACCAAACUGGGACCUCAGGAGGGAUGUGCAGAAAAAGUUUGAUAAGCUGGAAAGACGAACUCAGAAGGCAAUUUAUAAACUCAUGGAGGCACAAGAAAAACAGAAAGAAUUGGCUGAAGAUGCACCAGACUAGUCAACCUGUGCAACCAGAAUGAGCUAGAUGCUAGAUCCAUUCCUCAAACAAAAAAGUAAAAGGAAAUUGAAAAAAGCUAAAGUGUAAUGAAAGAACCUAGUCAUAGUCAUUUUUAGAAUAGCUGUGUAGUUGUGUGUCAUGUGUAUCGCUUAGUUGGUGGUAAUUCUCAUGAUCUCCAUGGUGGUGGGACUCCAGUAUGAACAUGUCAUUUUUUUUUUAAAAUUAACUCUUUUAAGUUUAAUCUUUUCCGUUUUUUGAAAAGGGAAAAAAAAAAUGAAUCUGGAUUGUUUGGAUAUAGCGUUUGUAAUAACAUGUUUGUUUGAAUACACAUCGACAAUGGUAUUUAGAUCAUUUAGGGGGGAAAAAGUUUGAAAUAAUGGAUUUUUUACCUA